AUGUUCAAGUUCAUCAACACGACAGACGGUCUGCCGCAAAAACGCAAACAGGCACAGCAGGCUUGUGAUACGUGCCGGAAGCGUAAGAAACGAUGUGAGCACCUGGAGAAUGCCGUUGCAUCUCCGCCUAAGACUCCGGACUCCGAGUCUACGCGUCCCGCUGCGCGCCCGAGACCGACACGGAGGCCCUCAGACGGAACUCCCGCCGUCUCGAAGAGGACCCCCUUGAAUCCUCGGCCACCUUCCAGCUCAGACCGGGAGCCGACUGCAGAGUCACGGGACCGAACUUCGCAUUCUGGCGGCGAUCAGGCGCCGCGGCGACGCCAGCUUCCCGCCGACGACGACUCUAGCCAACAUGAUGACGCUCGCUUCGUUGGCGACUUGAAUCCCGAAGGAGCGUUUCUUGCCGACAGCCCAGGUACCAGCCGCGGGUAUGCAGAAUCACAUUCCGUGGGCGUCUGGUAUUCCCGCCGAAGCGCGAGGAGUAAUGAGCCGAUCACGGAACUCGCACCCGCCGGGUCAGUUGACCAUGCGGAACACCAGUUUCUUGCUGUUCUUCCCAGGAAAUCUCAUUACGACAAGUUGGAGAGUAUCUACCUCCGCAACGUUCACAGAAUACUUCCAGUCAUCGACUUGGAUAUCCUCCAAAAGCCAGUCUCAUCGAUAUCUCAGAUCCUAUGCAAACAAGCCAUUUCUCUGGCCGCGGGGUCGAACCCCAGCGCCAAGGCCUUUCUGACCCUCGGCGAGGACUCAUCAGUAGUUCUGACUUAUCCAGAGUUCGCGCAACGGCUAUCAUCCGCCAUGCGCAAAGCAAUUGGUCUCGGGUUGCUCAAGGAUAGAGUUCACGCAACUGCGGUCUUCGUUAUUCUCUCGCUUUAUACCCAUUUUUCUGACGACCGGCAUCUCUCAGCAGAACUGGCGGCGCAGGCCGAACAGGAUAGUUGCUUCCGCUUGUUUCUCGAGAUCGUGGCCCUCCUGGGUCGAAUUAUCGACCUCUAUCGUCCCGCUCGGAAGACAUCGAGUUGUCCAGUUAUGGAGGAUCUUCCAAGCUUCGAAAGCCUUGUGGACAAAGCGCAGGCCCUCCGCGUGGAGUCUCGACUGUUAGGAACUAUUGAGCUCUUGUACCAUGCCAUCGCCAUUCUCUCUUGUCGAAUACCCGUCGGCCCGUCAGCAUCUGAGCAAGCAUCGCUAGCUUACACUCGCCAAUCUCUUUCGGCCAUCAAAGUGACCACCAUCAUCGAGGACUUCGGUGCCUCUUUAUCCCAUAUGACUUUCGUACCUUACGCCGUAUCGCUGUCACUGAGAGUUGCAUAUCGAGAGCUUCGGUCCAGCAAGGUGCCGAUGCUGACGGCACGAUCUCGCCGGCAACUCCAAGCGACCUGUCGUAUCCUGCGAAAUCUUGGCGGGAUGUUUCGGUCGGCACUGGUCAUGGUCGACCUCGCGGAACAAGUUCUCCAGGAGAUGGACCAAGUAUGUGCCGCCAAUAAGCCGGAUGAAAACGGUACAAAUAGUUCGACAAAUGCGGCCAACACCCCUGGUCAGGAGAAUGCCCUUGUGCAAGCUGGCCCAGAGGCAGAAGGCAACCCCGAUGGUAACACCUUCGUCGCACAGCAAGCAGAGCUCAUCAACGCGUUUGAUCCGGCCUUUUAUGACGGCCCAGCUGGUCUGGAUGUGUUUGAGUACUUCCACCCCAGCUUCGAUCUCAAUGCUAUCGACGCUAUCCUGGGGGGUGACGCACCACCUGAAUUCGGCCCUAUGGCACCUCUGUCUUGA
Messenger RNA from Colletotrichum karsti, 1773 nucleotides. RefSeq names its product fungal specific transcription factor. The record is from RefSeq and is a predicted model, not a curated record. The coding region runs from base 1 to 1773 and encodes 590 amino acids. NCBI's taxonomy places the organism in Eukaryota, Fungi, Ascomycota, Sordariomycetes, Glomerellales, Glomerellaceae. Gene Ontology annotation, molecular function: DNA-binding transcription factor activity, RNA polymerase II-specific; zinc ion binding. Gene Ontology annotation, biological process: regulation of DNA-templated transcription. The transcript has 4 exons.